Molecule: messenger RNA, 4238 nt
Organism: Micropterus salmoides (largemouth bass)
Lineage: Eukaryota; Metazoa; Chordata; Actinopteri; Centrarchiformes; Centrarchidae
Exons: 7
Coding region: 16-3078 (1020 amino acids)
Source: RefSeq, a predicted model, not a curated record
AUUUAAACCCGCACCAUGAUCUUUCCUGACCUGAACCAAGUAGAUUUGAAAGGCGACCCAAAGGGCCCCGAGCCGGCUCAUGAGGGAGCAGGGUUGGUGCAUGAUGUGGGCCUCGCUGUGCUGCAGGGGGGACGGGGUGCAGAGGUGGGCCUGCAGGGGGCAGUAGGCGGCACCGUGGUGCACAGAGAGGCCCGGGAGCAGCAAAGGAAGAGGAGGAGGAGGAAGAGGAAGAGGAGGGUCGGCGCUGUUAGCACGGUUACCGUGGAGACCGCCGUCCCCAGACAGGUCCACGCCGAGGUUGCCAUGGCGAACAAGGCGGAGCUGCACGCCUCAGACCACACCCCCUCCGCCGAGGAAGAGCUGCCUAAGCCCGCCGCACGCCGCCCCCGCCGCAGGGCCGCCGCCCCCUUAAGCAGGCGGGGUCAGAGAGGGAAGAGGCGGGGCCCCGCGGAGAAAAGGCGGGGCCCCGGCGAGAAGAGGCGCGGCCCCAAGGAGAAGAGGCGGGGCCAGGAGGAGAAGAAGAAGGAGGGCGUGACGGUGAAGAGGACGUGCAGCGACGGGAAGCGGCGCUGGGACAAGAAGCACUACUGCGUUUUCUGCCGCCGGCCGCAGGUAAAGAUCGCUCGCCACCUGCUGAGGAAGCACGCCGACCAGCAGGAAGUGGUGGCCGCCAGCACGCUGCCGACGGGCUCCAAACAACGCCACCUGCUGCUGGAGCACCUGCGCUGCAGGGGCAACUACCUGCACAACAUCGAGGUGAUCAGACAGGGCACAGGUGAGAUCGUCCCGUGGCGUCAGCCCUCAGAGGAAGUGGAUCCCAGGAACUACCUUCCCUGCCCGCUUUGCCUCGGCUUCUUCCUUCGCGCUGACCUCUGGAAACACCAGGCCUUCUGUCGUAAGAAGCUGACCUCUGACCCCUCCAAAGACCCCGCCUCCAAAGCAGAGACCACCUCUGACCCCGUGAAGGACGCAACCUCUGACUCCACAGGUAAGGCGGCCUCUGAUCCGGCAGACGACAGGACCUCCAAGUCCACAGAGGACACACCUUCUGACCCCUUAGAAGACACAAGCACAGCAGAUCAGACUGGGACCAAACGGCCCUUGACCUCUGACCCCGGUGUGGACCAGAACGUGAGCGCUAACCCUGGGGCGGACCGACCCAAGAAGCGCAUCAGGGUCCAGGCUGCAGCGUCUCGCCUCCUGCCGAUUUCCAGUGGAGCCUCAGAGAGCUGCAGCGAAGUCCUGCACCGCAUGAACCAGGACCAUGUCUCACACCAGGUGAAAUCUGAUUGGUUGAUUUGUAAAUAUGGAAACAAGUUGAUGGGGAACCAGGAUGGCAGCCAGAGGAGGUACGACUACGUCAGUCAGAAGCUGAGGGAGCUGGGCAGGUUGCUCCUGGCUGCUAAAUCUCUGGACUCCAGCAUUCAGACCCUCCAGGACCUCCUGGCUCCGGGUUGCCUCAGCCUGGCGUUGGCGGCUGCCAGAAAGGCAUCCGGAUACCGGUGGAGCCGCCCUCCGCUGGUGGUGAAGACGACGCUAAAAACAGUUUGUGAGAUUGCCAUCGGAGAGAGUCUGCAGGACGGAGACUGGGAGGCUGCAGCCAAGACCACCGAGUUUUACCACCUGCUGGGGAGGGACUGGGACAACCUGGGGCUGCUGAACCCUGAUCCCGACACAGCUGCUCCAGUUGGAGGAGCGAAGCCGAAGAAACGAUUGGUCCAAUCAAGAAAUGAGAAGGAGUGUAAAGAGCCCGGUGAAGAGCAGUCCGACCCAAGACCAGAGGUUCCGUCACAGAGCAGUAACAGACCAGUCACCUCCAUAAUUCCACCAGAGGCCAGACUGCAGACUCCUAUCACAGUCCCGGUGGCUCCAAGAAAGGUCCAGCGUCGCCCAUGGUCGUCUGCAGAGAAGGAGGCGGUCUGGAGACAGUUGGGAGUCCACGUAUUGGUCCAGUCAGUACCGGGGAAGGAGGUCUGUCAGCGGUGUCUUGACCUGGAGCCCGUUCUCAGAGGGCGACACUGGAAAGAUGUCAAAAACCAGGUCCACAACCAGAUCCAGAGCCAGAAGAAGCAACAGUUCCACGCCCAGAUGGACCUUCAGGAGAACCAGGAUCAACAAGACCAAAUCCAAAAUCAGAAGAAACAGCAGCAUUACCAGGCUGAAAUGCACCAACAGGACAAGGACAGCAGUCAGAAUAAGAAGAAACAGCAGUACCUGCCCCAGAUGGACCCCCAGGAGACUAUUCAGAAUCACAAGAAACAGCAGUACCUGCCCCAGAUGGACCCCCAGGAGACUAUUCAGAAUCACAAGAAACAGCAGUACCUGCCCCAGAUGGACCCCCAGGAGACCAUUCAGAAUCACAAGAAACAGCAGUACCUGCCCCAGAUGGACCCCCAGGAUACCAUUCAGAAUCACAAGAAACAGCAGUACCUUCCCCAGAUGGACCCCCAGGAGACCAUUCAGAAUCACAAGAAACAGCAGUACCUUCCCCAGAUGGACCCCCAGGAGACCAUUCAGAAUCACAAGAAACAGCAGUACCUUCCCCAGAUGGACCCCCAGGAGACCAUUCAGAAUCACAAGAAACAGCAGUACCUUCCCCAGAUGGACCCCCAGGAUACCAUUCAGAAUCACAAGAAACUGCAGUACCAUACUCAGAUGGACCACCAGGACCACCUUCAAAUUCACAAAAAGCAGCUGUGUCAUGGUAGACUAGACCCCCAGGACCAUAUUCAGAUACAUAAGAAGCAGCUGUACCAAAUGGACGCGCAGACCCAGGCACUGCAGACCACCCUGGAUCGGGACACUUCUAUUCUGACGGGUACACCAUAUGGACCUGACGGGCCACAUCGAGUCCCUGGACAGUCAUUGCUGGAGCGGGACCCUACCAUCAGUCCAUACCCACUUCCACAUAGGACCCUGGGCCCUCACAUGGACCAGUUGCUGUCCAGAACAGAGUGGACUGACGAGUCUUUGGCCCAGCACUACUCGCUCAGCAGGCAUCUGGACAGGAACCUGCUCCCGGAUGCGCCCACAGGAGGACCACCGCCCAAUCCACACUCUGGACAUGUUCACUUCUGAUGGGCCGGCCCACAGGGGCCCUCAGCAUUAAUGACUGUAUUAGAUAAGGUAGCAGAAGGCCUCUUUAAGCCAUCUGGUACAAGUCCCUGAACUUCCUAAAGUCUACCUUCUGAACCAGAGGAACCCCACGACCUGUAACUUCAGGUGUUACGUUUAAAAGAACAACUGCACUCUCUUACCAAACAGAACCUGCUGUAUACAACACAUAGGAACCCGUAGGGGGAACCUAGAACCUCACAGACUCAGGUUAUGAGCAUCUCCAGGUGACAGGUUGGUCAGUUCCUGUAGUGGACAGCAGCUAAACCACUACAGACCUGUCUGCUUGGUGGAGGGAGUCGAAGAAAGAAAGUCCACUAUGUGUAAAAGGUUAUAUAUUUACAGGUCUGCCUUUAGUAGCACUUGAUCCAAUCACCAUCCAGUAUUAUUGUUGUUGUCAUGUUCCUUUGUGUAUUCUCACUCAUGACUACCAGCUUUCUGCCCCUGAACCGAGGCCUGGACUACGAAGGGAGUGUAACCUACUCAGAUUUAACUCGGGGGUGACGAACUCUGCCUGCUACACUGGUGUUAAACUGUGACGGUGAAUAAGAAGUUGGGUCGCUGUAAACUGAACUGGUGCACGUUCACUGAAAAUCGACAUUUUGGGCCGUGCAGGCAGAGUUUGUUCACGCCGCAUGCUCCGUAUUUUCCCCAGAACAAGACCUGGUGAUUGUGUCAGGAUAUGAGGAGGUAAAAUAUGUGAAAACAUUUAUGCAGAUGGGCUACAGCCCAGAAACUGGCUCUGACAUGAAUAAAGAUCUCCUCCCUACAUGCUGAGGCUGCAGGGUUAACGUGUUGAGGAUAAGUUCAUUUCAGCUGUGUAGCCCACCUACACAGGGUAACCUCGAGUUAACCACGAAGAUAACCUGCUGGGAGCACUUUAGAGAUGCAGCGUGACAGCAGACCUCAGGUAACACCUGUCCCCCUCUUGUAGUACGGGUUAAUCAGGAGGUUACUCCUGCAGUUUCCUGGAUAAGUUACCUGCUUCGUAGUACAGGCCUCAGGUGUUUCGUGUCCAGUGUGUUCAGGUCUGGACUUUGUAUUUAUCACCAGUAGAUGGCAGCGUUCUCACUGACUCACUAAAUAUUUAAGCUUUCUACAGAAGUAUAAAAGCAUUUUCCAGA